UAUUAUGCCGUGGUUGGUGGAUUUUGACCAUACACCACUCCUACUCUGUAUAACAUGGGAGGUUACAAAUAAUAUCUGAAUAAGCUGUUUUUUUUAUUGUAUUUUUAUCGCAUUAUUUUUAAAAAAUUUGCAAGAUGUCUCGGCACCGUGACGUACGAUCCAUGAAUUAUACAGAAGAAUAUGAAGGUUAUGAUGACGUUUAUGGACAUUCUGUAGAGGAUGAUUACUGUGUAUCACCUAGUGCUGAACAAUUUUUAUUUGAUCGAACUAAGCAACAAAAUAUUGCAUGCUUCAUUACGGAACCAGAUAUAAUAGAAGACAAUGAAGAUAAUGAGGAACGUCCAACGUCUUUCAUUGAAGAAGGUAAAAAAUUAUCAUCAAAACCUACAUUUCAAGUUACGACACCUACUAGUGUGAAAAUUAUUACUGCUGGGAAACGUCCAGUUGUAAAAGGCUUUAAUGUAAGCGGGACUGAGAAUACAGAUGUAUUAAAUUCUCGUAUUAAAAGUUCUCGCUCUCAGAGUCCAUACUUUGAUUAUAAUAGCCCAGAAAUAAAAAGAAAGGAAAAUGUAUUGUUGAAAGAGAAAAAGACAGUUUCUUCGAAUACAAAUAGUCCGCGAUCUCAGUCUCCAAUAUCAGGACAUCAAACGCCUGAUCUGGAUACUAAAAUAAAACUCAAUGAAGAAAAAAUUGAUGCUAUGAAGAUUUAUAAAGAUAAAAGAGGAGAUAACAAAGAUCAGCUACAUUUAGUUGUGGUUGGUCAUGUAGAUGCGGGUAAAAGUACUUUAUUAGGAAGACUUUUAUGUGACUUAGGACAAGUUCCAUCAAGAUUGAUUCAUAAAUAUCAACAAGAAAGUAAAAAAAUAGGAAAACAAUCAUUUGCUUAUGCAUGGGUUCUUGAUGAAACAGGAGAAGAACGGGAACGUGGAAUAACGAUGGAUGUUGGUCAUUCUAAAUUUGAAACAGAAACAAAAUCUAUUACUUUAUUAGAUGCACCUGGACAUAAGGAUUUUAUCCCUAAUAUGAUUACUGGUGCCACACAAGCAGAUGUAGCCUUAUUAGUAGUAGAUGCUACCAGAGGAGAAUUUGAGACUGGUUUUGACAGUGGUGGCCAAACUAGAGAACAUGCAUUAUUAUUACGUUCAUUAGGUAUAUCGCAAUUAGCAGUAAUAGUAAAUAAAUUAGAUACAGUAGACUGGUCAGAAGAGAGAUUUGAUGAAAUAGUUAGCAAAAUGAGUGUAUUCUUGAAACAAGCUGGAUUCAAAGAUAAUGUUACUUUUGUUCCUUGUAGUGGUCUAUCUGGUGAAAAUAUAUUAACACAGCCUAAAGAACCUUUAUCUAAUUGGUAUACAGGACCAACAUUAGUCAAUGUUAUUGAUAAUUUUAAGUGUCCUGAACGACAUAUAAAUAAACCUUUCCGUUUUUCGGUUAAUGAUAUAUUUAAAGGCACAGGAUCUGGAUUCUGUGUUUCUGGUCAUGUAGAAACAGGCAUGGUAUCUUUAGGAGAUAAAGUUUUAGUGUUGCCAAGAAAUGAAAUUGCAGUAAUUAAAGGUUUACAAGUAGAUGAAACAUCUAUAAUGAAUGCAUUUGCUGGAGAUCAGAUUUCUUUAACAUUAUCAGGAAUUGAUCAACAAAAUGUUGGAAUUGGUGACAUUAUUUGUAAUCCUCAAAAUCCAGUUCCUGUAACAACAUGUUUCCAAGCACAUGUUGUUGUAUUCGUUGUGAAAAUACCAAUUAUGAAAGGUCUGCCUGUAGUAAUUCAUCAACAAUCUUUAGUCCAACCAGCUGUUAUUACAAAAUUAGUAGCACAACUUCAUAGAACCACUGGUGAAAUAGUAAAGAAGAAACCACGCUGCUUACCAAAAAAUUCAAGUGCUAUUAUUGAAAUUACAACACAAAAUCCAGUUUGUAUGGAAUUAUAUAAAAAUAUUAAGCAAUUGGGUAGAGUUAUGUUACGUGUAGAAGGAACAACUAUUGCAGCUGGUUUAAUUACAAAAAUUAAGUAA
Molecule: messenger RNA, 2006 nt
Organism: Eufriesea mexicana
Lineage: Eukaryota; Metazoa; Arthropoda; Insecta; Hymenoptera; Apidae
Gene: HBS1
Product: translation elongation factor EF-1alpha (GTPase) HBS1
Exons: 8
Coding region: 135-2006 (623 amino acids)
Molecular function (GO): GTP binding; GTPase activity
Source: RefSeq, a predicted model, not a curated record